CCCCGGGUAACCCAGUCCAUUACCUUCAGUCUUCGGAUUACAGUAUGUUAGUAUAUUUUCACAGGCUCAGCUCGGAUCCCUCUCCCCUCGGCCUCUCUGGUGGUUUAAGCUGAGCCCAAAAGUAAUCUCGCUGGCUGGGCUUUGCGUGCUUAACAAGUGCCACGUGCACUCUCCCCUCCACCUUCCGCGCCUCGAGGAACCCCCUGCAUUUACACCUUCUGAAGAAGGCCAGACCACUGACAGUGUUUUUCCCCCUUCUGAAUCAUUCGUGAAUGGAGAAUAUCGAAUUUUUCUUUGUUUCUGAUAGUUAGCUAUGGAGGAGGCUCGAAAAAGUAGAGAUCAAUGUUGAUUAGAGAGUAGAAUAACUAACUAGCCAUUAGACCGAUACGUUUAGAGAUGCAAGUUUGGGUUCAUCCAAAAUGUCUCCUUCUCUUCAUUGUCUUCGUCAUUUUACUCAUUUUCACUUUCAUUACCCCGAAAAAGGAUGAAGAGAAGGCAGAAGAGGUGUAUGAGAUCACCCAUAGAGUAUACUUGGAUAUUGAUAUUGAUGAACAACACUUAGGUAGAAUUGUUAUUGGAUUAUAUGGCCAGGUUGUACCAAAAACUGUAGAAAAUUUCAGGGCUUUGUGCACAGGUAAGAAGGGAAAAGGUCGAAGUGGGAAAGCUCUUCACUAUAAGGGAACGCCAUUUCAUCGUAUAGUAUCUGGUUUUAUGAUUCAAGGUGGUGACAUAGUUUAUGGUGAUGGAAGGGGAGGCAAUUCCAUAUACGGAGGCACUUUUCCUGAUGAGAAUUUUAAGAUAAAGCAUUCACGUGCAGGUGUCGUUUCCAUGGUGAAUUCAGGACCAGAUUCCAAUGGCUCACAGUUCUUUAUCACCACUGUGAAGGCCAGCUGGUUGGAUGGAGAACAUGUCGUCUUUGGCAAGGUUAUUCAGGGAAUGGAUACUGUUUAUGCAAUUGAAGGGGGGGCAGGGACAUACAGUGGAAAACCCAGAAAGAAAGUAGUUAUUGCUGACUCUGGGGAGAUACCCAAGAGCAAGUGGGAUGAGGAAAGAUAAGCUUCUCAUUAAGUUAACCACAGCAAGUUUUUCCAUUUUGGAUUUGCUAAUUUAAUUCAUAGAUAACUUAAUUGUGUUGCUUUUGUAAAAUGGCUUUGAAUUUUCAUUGCUCAUGAUUUAGAUCCUAGGCUUUUCCGGGAAAUAUUAUUUUUUCUUUUCUUUUCUAUAUUUUCCCCUUUUCUUUUGGUGUUUGGCAACUGUUAUUAAUUAAUACGAAACUUACUAAUUAUUUAACAAUCAGGACUGCCUGUUUCUUCA
Hevea brasiliensis (rubber tree) is the source of this 1314-nucleotide messenger RNA. RefSeq names its product peptidyl-prolyl cis-trans isomerase CYP21-1. The transcript is spliced from 7 exons. The coding region runs from base 397 to 1056 and encodes 219 amino acids. Gene Ontology annotation, molecular function: peptidyl-prolyl cis-trans isomerase activity. Gene Ontology annotation, cellular component: intracellular membrane-bounded organelle. NCBI's taxonomy places the organism in Eukaryota, Viridiplantae, Streptophyta, Magnoliopsida, Malpighiales, Euphorbiaceae. The record is from RefSeq and is a predicted model, not a curated record. Gene Ontology annotation, biological process: protein folding; protein peptidyl-prolyl isomerization.